UGGAUGUGGAACUGUACAAGCUGAAGUCACUGCACUUACCUCUCAGCCAAGCUGACUAGAAUACCCUGCCUGCCUGUACUGUCGCUCUCUCUCUCUCUCUCUCUCUCUCUCUCUCUCUCUCUCUCUCUCUCUCUCUCUCUCUCCUUCCCUCCUAGAGUUGGAGCGCUGAGAUUUGGAAAGUGCGCCUCAGACCCACUUUUGGUCAGCCUAAAGACUGUACAGAGACGGUUUUCCACUCCUCUCUCUUCCCUUCGAUCCAACUCUCAGUCACUCUCUCACUUGCUCCCUCUCUCACUGCAGAAGCACAUGGACUACAUUUUCUCCAGAGAGACAGAGAAAGAAGCAAAACAAAAAUAACAUUUGUUCCACCUGCCAUUGGUGAAAAUAUUAAAAUUGUUCUGUUUUUGGACAAACUCGGACCAGCUUUCAAACCAGCGGCAUUGCAACGUUUAUUUUCAUAUAUUUUUAUUCUCUUUCGUUCCUUUGAAAUUGACUGAUCUGAUACCAUCCUAAUUUCUCUGGGAGACAUGCGUGGCUGAAGGAGAAGAGGAGCCAGAGACCAACCUGAUAUUAACACCUCGUUGACACCCUCUCACAUCCCGUUCCUCCAUCUACCAUUCAACGCUUGGAGGAGAGAAAAAAAGUUGCUAGCAGCUAAACCUAGAGCCGGGGAGUCAGAUGACCAUGCUGUUGGCUCCUGUCUGUGUGCUGCUGCUGCUGGGGGGCCGUGUCCUUGGAGGAGGCUACCCCCCCAUGCCCCAGAUGAAGUACAUGCAGCCCAUGAUGAAGGGCCCUGUGGGACCUCCCUUCCGAGAGGGCAAGGGACAGUACCUCGACAUGCCACCCAUGAUGGACGUAAAGGGCGAGCCAGGGCCCCAAGGAAAACCUGGACCAAGAGGCCCAACUGGGCCCUCGGGACUUCCGGGAAAACCAGGGCUGGGGAAACCAGGUCUCAAUGGCCAACCUGGCCUUCAGGGGCCUCCAGGCUUUCCGGGCAUUGGGAAGCCAGGACUUCCGGGUCUCCCAGGAAAAGGGGGAAUUAAGGGGAUGACUGGGAAUAAUGGCGAGGUUGGACUCCGGGGUGAACCAGGCCCCAGAGGACUUCCAGGUCAACCAGGUCUCCCCGGCCCAGCUGGCCUGUCUCUUAAUGGCAAACCUGGCCUUCCAGGUGGGAGUGGCCAACCUGGGUCUCGUGGAGAACCAGGACAGAAAGGUGGGCCUGGAAAUCCUGGGGAGCGUGGACUCAAGGGAGAGAAUGGCAAUGGGAAUCCUGGAUUGCCAGGAACCAGGGGCCCCAAUGGGCUCAGGGGCCCCCCAGGGCCAGCUGGUAAUCAGGGCAUGGGAAAACCAGGACUUGACGGGCUUCCUGGUCCUUCUGGGCCUAAAGGGGACCAGGGGCUCCCAGGAGGAAUAGGAGAGCCAGGGAAGGCUGGAGGUCCAGGGCUGCAAGGCCAGCCAGGAUCCGUCGGAUUGGGCAAGCCUGGUAAUGAUGGAUUGCCUGGAGGACCCGGUCCACUUGGGCCUAAAGGUGAGCCAGGACAGCGGGGUUCUCCAGGGUUUCCUGGAGGUCCUGGCUAUGGCAAACCUGGUCUACCAGGGACAAAGGGAGACAAGGGCCUUUUCGGGGGACCAGGCGUUCCUGGAGAUAAGGGAGAGCCUGGGAUGGCAGGACAGCCAGGAGACAUGGGCCCAGAUGGACAGCCAGGACCACCAGGAAUACAGGGCCCCAUGGGGCUUUCAGGAAAACACGGCAUGCCUGGCCUGAAGGGAGAUUUGGGUCCACAGGGGCAUCCAGGUCUGCCAGGGAUCAGAGGGGACCAGGGUCCUGGUGGUAUGUCUGGAAAACCAGGCAUUCCUGGAGACAAAGGGCUCCCGGGCCCUAACGGGGCUAUCGGAAAACCUGGGCCCAAAGGCGAGGCAGGGCACAUAGGCCUGCCAGGAAAUCCAGGUCUGUUAGGCAAUCCUGGACCAAAAGGGGAGCUUGGGUUUGUUGGGUCUCCAGGACCAAGAGGCCAGUCUGGAAUCCCCGGUCUGCAGGGGCCUUCAGGGCCAAUGGGGCCACAGGGUAUCCCAGGUCUGAAGGGCGAACCUGGGCUGCCGGGUCUUCCAGGUCUGGGCAAGCUCGGAGAAAAAGGAGUUCCAGGUCCCCAAGGUCCCCCAGGAAAGCCCGGCAACUCUGGAUUCAACGGCAACCCCGGCCCUCCAGGGCCCCCCGGGCCCCCUGGCCCUGCAGGAAACGGACAAACCGGGGUGGCUGGGCUAACGGAUUCAGGGCUGGGUGGGGACGAGGUACCAGACGGGAGGAACGGAAAACCACAGUUUGGCCGUGCAGAUCUCUCCGCCACCCUGGCUCCCGCGUUUACCGCCAUCCUCACCACAGCCUUCCCUCCCUCUGGGACGCCCAUCAAGUUCGACAGGACCCUGUACAACGGGCAGAAUGCCUACAACCCUGCCACCGGUAUCUUCACCAGCCCCAUGUCUGGCGUCUACUACUUUGCCUACCACGUGCACGUAAAGGGAUUCAGUCUGUGGGUGGCACUGUACAAGAACUAUGUUCCAGCCACAUACACCUACGACGAGUACAAGAAGGGCUACAUGGACCAGGCGUCCGGUAGCGCCGUCCUUGAGCUGAAGGAGAACGACCAGGUGUGGAUGCAGAUGCCCUCGGAUCAGGCUAACGGGCUCUACUCCACCGAAUACAUCCACUCGUCCUUCUCAGGGUUCCUGCUCUGUCCCACAUAAUGGCCUGCUAGUCAACUAUCACCUAAGGUGCCUUCUGAUGUCCCUGUAUCAAAACACCGGCAGCCAGAAUAACACCACCUGUAUAAUGUUAUCAUCAACAACAUCAACAACGACAGGAAAAGACGUUGUGAACAGAAGAUGGAGAAUUCAAAAGCAGGAGAAGGAUACUUCAUGCUGUGCUCUGUUUUUUAUCUCUUUCUUUAAAAUGUCUGUUUUUUUAUUUUUACUUGUUUGUUUUUUUAGCUUAUAUUAUUAUAAUUAUUAUUAUUGUCAUAAUUGUUAUUAUUAUUAUUAUUUUGUCAUCGUUGUCUGUAUUGUUGUUGUUUAUUGGAUUCGGACUAUUAAGUACCUUACUUUGUCUAAGUAACAUUUAUUAUGCUGCGUUCAUAACUAUUUGGGAAGGUGGUAAAUACCAUUUGGAUGCAAUCACGUUCUUUGAACUCAUUGAGAAACGUCGAUUGGCUAACAGCUAUCGUGCUUGUAAAAUAUUAUGGUGUUUAAAAACCAUAUUAAUAGCUUGCUUUUUAUAAAUAAUGUUUUGUUGUUGCAUUUAACUGUCAUAAAUACUGUUAUAAUUUCCUUAGUAGGUGACGUUGGAAGUCAGCAUGUGGGAGAAGUCGGAGCUCAGCGAUGAUAGACGAGUUUCCCACUAGUAAUUACCAGUUAGAGGAGCUUUAAAUUGUUUUUUUUUUAUCCAGUCGUAUGUGGUAAAUACAACCUUCCCACUUGGUUAUGAACGUAGCAUUAGACCUACCCAUGUGACUGCACAUCCUACCCAAAUGCUCUGACAUCAGUAGGAUGAAAUCGUCAGACCCUGGGGCUCUGAUUGGUUCCCCUGGCUGCAGUCACUUCCUGCACAAAAACCUCCCAUUUUCUUCUGUGUGCGCGUCCUUCCUAUUUAAAUCAAUAUUUCACAUAAAGAUGUACCAUUACACAUACAGUAUGAAGUGUAUAUUCAUUAAACAAUUCCUUAUGUGAAAUAAUAUCCAAUACUUUUCACUUUACUUAAAAAAAUGUUUUUUAAAUGACCUGUUAUAGGGAUCGAUGGAUCAUUGUUUAUCAGUAUGCUCUGAUGUUUUGACAGUCAACUUCUAGUUGUCUGUUGGGUGCUAAUUUUCUGGUUUUGGAUCAUGGCUAUGACUUGACCAAUAAGAAGUCAUUGCUGGUCAUUCUAGAAGGUGACGGUUUUGGAUCAUGGCUAUGACUUGACCAAUAAGAAGUCAUUGCUGGUCAUUCUAGAAGGUGACGGUUUUGGAUCAUGACUAUGACUUGACCAAUAAGAAGUCAUUGCUGGUCAUUCUAGAAGGUGACGGUUUUGGAUCAUGGCUAUGACUUGAUCAAUAAGAAGUCAUUGCUGGUCAUUCUAGAAGGUGACGGUUUUGGAUCAUGGCUAUGACUUGACCAAUGAGAAGUCAUUGCUGGUCAUUCUAGAAGGUGACGGUUUUGGAUCAUGGCUAUGACUUGACCAAUGAGAAGUCAUUGCUGGUCAUUCUAGAAGGUGACGGUUUUGGAUCAUGGCUAUGACUUGACCAAUAAGAAGUCAUUGCUGGUCAUUCUAGAAGGUGACGGUUUUGGAUCAUGGCUAUGACUUGACCAAUAAGAAGUCAUUGCUGGUCAUUCUAGAAGGUGACGGUUUUGGAUCAUGGCUAUGACUUGACCAAUAAGAAGUCAUUGCUGGUCAUUCUAGAAGGUGACGGUUUUGGAUCAUGGCUAUGACUUGACCAAUAAGAAGUCAUUGCUGGUCAUUCUAGAAGGUGACGGUUUUGGAUCAUGGCUAUGACUUGACCAAUAAGAAGUCAUUGCUGGUCAUUCUAGAAGGUGACGGUUUUGGAUCAUGGCUAUGACUUGACCAAUAAGAAGUCAUUGCUGGUCAUUCUAGAAGGUGACGGUUUUGGAUCAUGGCUAUGACUUGACCAAUAAGAAGUCAUUGCUGGUCAUUCUAGAAGGUGACGGUUUUGGAUCAUGGCUAUGACUUGACCAAUAAGAAGUCAUUGCUGGUCAUUCUAGAAGGUGACGGUUUUGGAUCAUGGCUAUGACUUGACCAAUAAGAAGUCAUUGCUGGUCAUUCUAGAAGGUGACGGUUUUGGAUCAUGGCUAUGACUUGACCAAUAAGAAGUCAUUGCUCUAUCCAACUUGUGUAAGAUCCACACAAAGCAGGGGACACAUAGAGACAGCAGUAUUAAACAUGGAAGAGUAACCAUGCUUUCCCCCGUUUUCCUCUUCUUUGAAAAAGCAUCAAUAGUAACCAGUAACCUAAAGAAUUAUAAAUACUGUAUAUAGAACACAUUAAAUAGACAAAUAAAUAAAUCUAUGAAUAAAUGUGUAAGUUAAUCAUUAUAUUAAUAAAUAGAUUAUGCGUCAGCUAAUAGACAGAAAUUGUGGGCCAAAUGCGUUCGGAUCAAUGUCAUGUUUCCCUGCAUCGAUCCAUUCUGUGGGUAUUCCCAUUUACUACCUGCAUUGCAGCUCCCAUGUCACCCUCAUUUCGUGCUCUAUGGCACACACAUAUUGAUGACAUCACUGCUUCUUGUGUCCGCUAACGCCAUGGCUGUGGCCGAGCAAUCAAUGCCCUAGUACCUUUCACAUUAACAUUUAGAGUGAACGUUCUGAGGGAUAGCUCACAUUAAAAGCCUCAUUCUGUCUACAAACUACAAAGCACAUCACAACUACAAAUCACAUUAACAACUGGCUAAAGGCCAUCCAACCUGUUUCUACAGAGUAACCCUUUCAAGGUUCAGAUGAAACCCAAUGGGUGCAUUGGGUGCAGUUCAAAUGAUCUUACACAACGCUCCCAGUAUUUGGUGCUAUAGUUAUCUCAUUGUAAUGAUAAAUGUACAGUAACAAUGCAUAAUCCUCCACAAGCCUCAGUAUAACAUAAAGGCUAUACAUUAAUUUUCCACCUAAAGAUACAUCCGCAACUAAAAUGGUUUGUCCAUUGCUUGGUUAAAUGGAACAUCUGAUGUUGCCACAGUAUAUUCCUUGUGGAAGUCCUGUGACAGGAUAUGAAAGGUUAACUUUUGGAAAUGACCAUACAUGAAACUCCAUAAUAAGUCAUGAGAGAGAGAGAGAGAGACAGAGAGAGAGAGAGAGAGAGAGAGAGAGAGAGAGAGAGAGAGAGAGAGAGAGACACUG
This is a messenger RNA of Oncorhynchus gorbuscha (pink salmon), 5871 nucleotides long. Its product is annotated as collagen alpha-2(VIII) chain-like. Gene Ontology annotation, molecular function: protein binding. Bases 679 to 2742 code for a protein of 687 amino acids. The transcript has 3 exons. Lineage: Eukaryota; Metazoa; Chordata; Actinopteri; Salmoniformes; Salmonidae. The record is from RefSeq and is a predicted model, not a curated record.